AGAAAUGCGACGGGACGUCAUAACGAGGCGCCAAGACGCUGACCUUUUUAAUGUUUCGGUGGUUGCAAAUACGAGCAUUUUUGAAUCUUCAACCGUGUUUUUUUUUCAUGUUUUGCUGAGUUCAUGCCGAAAGAGUCUUGUCAUAGGCAGCCGGGGCAUAUGAAGGUGUUGGUUUUGUUUUUGUAAAGCUCCGAAGCUGAAGCCGGAAGUGGAGGCGGGCAGUCGGUGUGCUGCGGUGCUGACGGUUUUGGAGAAUUUAUUAGACGUAAAAUCUAAUUUAACACUCACGAACAGUCCGCGCAGGAGUCAUGUUGCAGUUUUUGGUCGGUUUUACUCUAGGGAAUGUGGUUGGGAUGUACCUUGCACAGAACUACGAGGUCCCUAACGUCGCCAAGAAGAUCGAGCAGUUCAAGAGAGACGUAGAAGCCAAGAAGAAGCCCAAAGAGCCAUGAGCAAAGAGAGGAAGCCCGACUGGAGCUCGGGACAGAGUGGGGGUGGAGAGCAGCAGAGGGGCGUCAUCUGGGCGAAAGCAAAACAGCACCUCAAAUAUUUCCCGUGUGUGUGUAGAAAUCAGUUGUCAGCUAUUGCCCCCACCCGGCAUUAAUUUUGGACCCUUUCAACCCAUGGUAAAAUGAAACGGACGACGUGUUAAAAAGGCGUCGGGGAGGAAAAAAUACUUUUUUUUGUAGAAGGCUAUACAGGACCAGUCCCGUCACCCUUCGAUUGAACGCGGCUCGCCGGCAGAGCUUCGUAUAUUCAGAGCACAUAGAAAUUGGUUGUCGGUUUAUGUCCCAUCUGAUGCUUUGUGGGAAUCGCAGUGCCUCCCUGAUCCCUUCUAGGCUGUGAAAAAUGUGUUUCUGUGGGCUGUCGGUGGGCUUGGUCUUGUACACCCGCGGGCGAGGAGAAUCACUUUUGCGCAGGGCGGUCGUGUGCCACCUACAGACCGAUGGAUGCAGAAACGUCAGCAGUAUUCCUUCUGGUUGAGUGCCGGAUCUGCCCCAGCCUGCUGAAUGUUUGCCGUGGCAGAUUGUGGAGUGCCAGGCGGACAGUUGGCACAAGCCAUGGGUGAAGACACUUGCAACAGGCUGAGGCUGAAUUGGAUAGCACCGCCGUGCAGGGUGGCUGUGGUCGGCCGUGGUCUCUCGACGUUGGCACCGCUGAAAUGAGUAGGUUUCGGGGUUUUGAGAAUUAGUUCUAAGAGGAGCCGGAAAUGGCCACCCUUUUCUGUUCAGGAGCAGGGCGGGGUGACUCUGGCGAGAUCUGGGGGGGGGCGGGGGGGCGAUAAAAGCGAAUCAGAUUGAAAUUCCAGACAAUCGGUGAAGUUAAUGCUUCACGUCUUUCACACGUGUUUAGAGAGGUGCUGUCCAUUCAGUGUUCUCCAGACUUUCUUCCGGAAGCGUAAUGAGCUGUUCAUGUUCUUGGCAUAAUAAAGCUGGAUUUUCAAGC
This is a messenger RNA of Lepisosteus oculatus (spotted gar), 1446 nucleotides long. RefSeq names its product short transmembrane mitochondrial protein 1 (gene stmp1). NCBI's taxonomy places the organism in Eukaryota, Metazoa, Chordata, Actinopteri, Semionotiformes, Lepisosteidae. The record is from RefSeq and is a predicted model, not a curated record.